AUGGUGGCUCCCGUCACCCCCGCUCCUUCAUGCUCAUCUCAUUUUCCCUCAUCGCAUUUAGCAGAAGAUGGCACAAAGCAUCCCGAACUGGCUGAGAAUGUGCGAAUUCUCUUCCUGCUCAGCGGGGCUUCUUACCUGCCCCAGCUGCACCGCAUCUGGGUGCACGGGGACUGCCAGGGUAUCUCGCUCGGCUAUCUACUGCUGAACCUCAUCAGCGCGACUGAGCAGUUCACAAUAGGGCUCUUCGUAUUAGUAAAUCAUAAGAGAGGGACAGACCUCUUCGUCGAAAUUCCCAUAACGACCGGUGACUGGCUGAAGCUGACCCAGCUCACCCUCAUUUCGAUUAUGCCACUCUUCAUCGACGCUGUCAAUCGUAAUUUCUUCGGGCCCCCGGAAUGGCGCCGGUGGGGUGAAGCCUUCUUCAGCGGUUACCACGCGAUGUUCAUGAACCCGAUCGUCACGAUUCUGGUUCUUGUUGCGCUCCCUUGCCAGGCGCGGGCUAUGCAUGCCCAACCCGUAAGGGAUCUGAAAUCCCUCAGUCUCCUGGGGCUUCUAGCCCAGGGCGUCAUAUUUGGCGUUGUGGCAGUCUCGUGGACGAUGCGGGUAAGGUCCAUGGACCUGUCUUCUAGGGAUGUAGUUGCGUAUAGGCUCUUAACGUUCGUGAGCUGGUACCAGAUGGUCGGAUGGGCGGCGGUGAAUAAUGCGGUAUUUGCGCUAGUGCAGAUAUUGUUGCUCUGUUUGGCGAGGAACUGGAGAGGAGAGAAGAUGGCUAUGGCUGAUGGGGAAAGAGAGCCUCUACUAGGGGCGCUCGAUAUCCUUCGUAAAAACGAAGAUAAAGAUAAUGAUAUCGCAUCCAGCAGGCCAUCAACGACGCGAGUUCCCAUACAGGCUAUCGACUUUCAUUCAAAUAGCGUCGUGAGUCUCUUUGUCUUCCUUGUUCUGUCUCAAUCAUCCAACUUUUAA
Molecule: messenger RNA, 963 nt
Organism: Penicillium odoratum
Lineage: Eukaryota; Fungi; Ascomycota; Eurotiomycetes; Eurotiales; Aspergillaceae
Product: PQ-loop repeat-containing protein
Exons: 3
Coding region: 1-963 (320 amino acids)
Source: RefSeq, a predicted model, not a curated record